Molecule: messenger RNA, 3615 nt
Organism: Chlamydomonas reinhardtii
Lineage: Eukaryota; Viridiplantae; Chlorophyta; Chlorophyceae; Chlamydomonadales; Chlamydomonadaceae
Exons: 12
Coding region: 248-2419 (723 amino acids)
Source: RefSeq, a predicted model, not a curated record
CUUACAUAGCUCAAGUCUGCCCUUUUUGCCAUAGUUGCGAAGCUGAGGGAACUCGCCAUGCAGCAAUACUGUUGCAACACUCGUUAGUUGAAACAAUUGGAAUUUUAUUCGGAUACCAAGUAUGAGAGGCAGCUCGCUCAAAGCUUUGCGAGGGGGCGCCAAACAGGGCGCUUCCAUUCCCCAGCGGCGAUGUCUUUCUUCCAGGCCGCGCCGGCGGAGGCUGGAAGUGCGGGCGUUAUUUGACGAAAUGGAGAGUUUCACGAACCUCAUGUCUCCAGGCGCUGCGAGCGUCGUAACUGCGGUCAUUGCGGCGACGUCGGUGAGCCUGAACCUCUAUGGAAACCUCCUCACGGAGAGGAAACGCGCAGACCUCGCCAAGCAGGUGGAGCGUGAGCGGCAGGCGGCCCUGCAGGUUAAGGAGAUGAAGAGCAUGGUGGCCAGGUACCGGGGGCCGCUGCUGGAGGCGGCAGUGGACCUGGAGAACCGGCUGAUGGCGGUGGCCACGGGCCGCACGGCGCGGGGCGGCGGCCGGGGCGUGGUGGAGGAGGAGGUGGUUUACACGCUGUUCACCCUGGCCCAGUUCCUGGGCUUUGUGGAGCUGGUGCGGCGGGAGGGCCCCCGCGAGCGCUCCUUCCUGCAGCAGGGCAACCCGCAGGGCACCGACACGCUGGCCAACCUGCUUGAGGGCUUCCGCUUCGUCAUGUGCGCGCACCCGGCGGCGCUGCAGGCCUGGUACGACGAGGGCGACCACCGCGACCACCCCGGCGCCCGCAGCCGCCCCGGCGUGCCCUACAACACCAUGGUCGACAACAUGCGGGCAGCCACCAGGGCACGCAACGAGGCGGCGGCAGCGGCGGCUGCAGCAGCAGCCGCGGCGGCGGCGGCAGCGGUGGUGGCUGAGCAGGCGCAGGCGGCGUCGAAUGGCGCGGUGGCGGUUGGUGGGUCGGCGGCGGCGGCGGCUCCUGCAGUGGCAGUGGCGGUGGCGGUGGGCGGCAAUGGGGCGGUGGCGGCCGCCGCGGCAGGGGCAGGGUCAGGGACGGGGUUCGAGGGCAAUGGCGUCAGCCCGGCCUGGGAGGCCCAGGCGCGGGCGGCGGCGGCGCAGGCGGCGGCGGGCGUGAGCGUAGCCACGGCGUCCGGCCGCCUGCACCUGGGCGCGACACACGGCGCCACCGCCACUGCCACCGCCACUGCCACCGCCACUAGUAGCAGCAACGGAAACGGAAACGGCGCUGGAAACGGCAGCAACGGCACUGGCGCGGGGCCAGGCACAAGCAGCAGCAGCAGCAGUGGUGCCAGCGGUGCUGUCGCCGGCAAGGUCGGCUCUGGGUCGGGGUCGGGUGGGGAGUACGAGCGCAAGCUGUCGUCCUGGCCUGGCGGCAACGUGUUGCACAUGAGCCGCGGCACACAGCGGGCGGUGGGCAGCUUCAUGAUCAUCACGCCCGUGGGCUCCUCGCGGCACUACACGUUGUCGUACAGCGAGUUCUACACGCGCUUCUACACCGACCCCGCCUUCGCGGCCUGGCUGCGGCCGCUGUACGAGGACCUGGUGGGCCUGGUGGCCACCCCUGGCGGCUGGUCCGGGCUGCAGCCCUUCCCCGUGAACCGCUGGAGCCGGCUGCUGCUGCUGCAGCAGCUGCUGGUGGACACGCUGGACCUGCUGGACCCCUUCUACGUGCGCACGCCCGAGCAGCACCGCUGGAGGCUGGCGCCCACGCCCUACAAGCCGCUGCCCAAUGCUGAGUCUUAUGUGGAGCGGCUGCGUAUGUUGGAGACCAUGGUGGACCCUGCAAUGAGCUCGGUGUUUCUGCGCGCGGGCUGGUCGCGCGGCGGCAAGGACGGCCGCGACACCGGCGGCUCGCACAGCUCCGCCACCGACUACCUGCCCGGCGGACCCACGGGGCAGCUGGGGGCGGGAGACAGGCUGUACUCGAUGCAGCCCGCAUCCGGCGGCGGGGGCGGCAGCCGUGUGGCGGUUGGCUCCAUGUCGUCUUCACUCGACGGGUACGACGACGUAUACGACGGAAUGUACGAAGACGUACCGUUCGACAUGUACGGCACACGUCGUACCGCCGCCGGCGGCGUACCAACCGGUGCCGCCGGACCCGGAUCCGUGCCCGGCGCCGCCACUGACGGCUCGGCGCCGUUCUGGCAGGCGCACGGUGGGCGUUAUAUGUCGGGGGUUGGGGGCGGCAGUGGCACGGGCGUGGCGGGGGGCGGCAACAACAUCAACGGCUAUGGCAAUGUGUGGAAUGGUGCGGGGGGGCCGGGCGGGCCAGCGGGGGGCAACGGCGGGGGCUGGUACGUGCCGCCGCCCGAUGCGCUGGUGGUCCCUGGCGCGAUGUAUCGCCAGCAGCAACAGCAGCAACAACAACAGCAGCAACAACGGCAACAGCAGCAACAACGGCAACAGCAGCAGUAACGGUAAUAGCAGAGAUAGGGUCAGCUUUACGAGCAACAGGAUAUCUUUAGGUCUGGCAUGCACACGUCCCCGUGUUUUUUGUGUGUGAGCGCGGAUGCAAACAUUAGUGGACACCGUGCCGUGCACAUGAGCGAGAUGCCUACGCGGUGACGUUCAAAUCAAAAUCGAUGACUGCGCCGCUGCUGGUUUCUAUUUUCUGAAUUGUUGACGUGUGGCUUCGUACGAGCUGGUGUAGCCAUGUGGAGUGGCAGAGCUGAGACAGCUUUCCGUAGUGCAGAGAUUCAUUGAUAUGUGUGUGGGGAAGCAAGUGUGUGAGCUGGAUACAUAUUUCGUGUUUCGUGCUUUCUAGCAGCAAGCGCGAGCCAGUGAGCUAGGCGCUGGCGCCAGCGGUGCCGCUAUGCGCGUCAUUGCCGUGUGAAGAUGCGAUGUGUUUUGCAUGGCAUCUUGCAUUGUUCGAUUGAAGCGCACGGUAGCUAUUAUGGAUCGCGAAUCAUAGAUUAUGGAGUGCAGAGGGAACAUAUUUCGUGGGCCUGCGAGAGCAGGUGAGAGAGCACACUGCUGUCAUGCUUACGCGAGGGACGUGAGAAGAUGACAUGUGACAGGCGGUUGUGUGCCACCUUUUGACUUGAGGCCAUCAGGGGGCAUCCCUGGCGGUCCCGGAAGCGAGGCCCCACCGCAACAGCCCCCAGUCCCCAGGGGCUGGUGAGGGAGGGCCUUAUGGUCCCUGGAGCGGGAGACGGGAGGGCUGCGGUGUAGAGUGCAUGGGGUGAUGGCCUUGGUGGUGGCGGACGAGUGGCGUGUGGAGACUGUCAGGUGUGGUGUGGAGAGAGCGAGUUGCGUGCUGAGGGUGACUCCGUGACGGCGGGUGGGUGAGGUCCGAGGUCGUGAGAUGGACAAACACACUGCGUAUCCCAUUGCAAAGGGAGUGCGGCGCGCGUGCGGCUGUGCGGCCCUGUGCUGGCCGGCUCGCGGCUCACGUCUCCCUGAAAGGGACGUAGCAAGGUCACCGGGGGGUAGCGCCUCUGAAAUACAGUGCAGUUCAGCAGCAGCGUGCGUGACAGGCCGCCGGGUGCGUGGGCCGUGCUUUGUAACAACACAUCUUGACAUCAAGUAAGCCCGGCGCGGUGCAGGAAUGGUAAGACUGAAUGACUACCGUAGGCUAAACAGCUGCAGCAGUACUGUAAGGGCUGCCGACA